Aphanomyces astaci is the source of this 2789-nucleotide messenger RNA. RefSeq lists its product as hypothetical. The record is from RefSeq and is a predicted model, not a curated record. The coding region runs from base 32 to 2746 and encodes 904 amino acids. Lineage: Eukaryota; Oomycota; Saprolegniomycetes; Saprolegniales; Verrucalvaceae. The transcript is spliced from 4 exons.
GAGAGGUCGCGGCAGGUUUCAACUUGAGGAAAUGUCGGACACGCCGCGAGCCAAGUUCCACGCGCUCCGUCCGGCCGUCGGCGUGCCGUCUUCUCAGGCUCGGCCACCUGCCCUAGAUGCGGACUCUGUCAUGCGCCCUAUUCUGCAGAGCAAGAAAGACUUUAAAUCACCUCGGCGGCCGUCUAGGGUGGUCGACAAGUCGCAUCCAGCAGACACAUACACGGUCAUUUUGCCAGAGAUCUACGAUGCCAUCAAGCCAGAAAGUCGAGGUGAAGGCGAUAUGAUGGAUCGUAGGCACAGCUCCAACCAAGCGACGCGACCGAGAUCUAAUGGCCCCGAGGCAGGUGAUGUGCUUGGUGGAGCUGCAACCAGUAUACGAGUGGACGAUGCAAAGCCACCUUUGGCCAGCGAUGUGUACUUUGAGCUACAAAAGCAGUCUAUGGGGAUGCAGUCUCCGCGAGCAAGGCAGUCCGCCAUGCAGCGCCACCUGUACCACGACAAGAUGCAGCAAAAGUACCAUGAGAUGCGUGUGCUCCGUGCUCGUGUCAAGCAAAUGGAGGCAGAAUUGGCCAAAACCUCCUCCCAGGCUGCUACGUCGUCGUCGUCGGAUGGAAGUCCGUCCACUGUAGACAGUGCCACCGACGCCCCGCAAGUGGUGGACAAGGCCUCGUCACCCGCCAAACCCCCUCAAAAUGACGUGGCGUCGCGAGAACGCAUGCAAAAGCUGGAACGUCAUUUAAUGCUCGCCAAGAACGAGAUCGCGACGCUGAACGACCAGUUGGACGUGGCACGAACGAACGACAAGGCCAAGAUCGACACAUUGCAAGCCAAGCUCGAGCUGGAGCGCGUGGCCAACAAAGUUCUGGGCGAACGGGUGUUUGACGUGGAUGUAUCCCUUCGAGUGUGUGUGUCCAAACUGACCGAAGCAGAAAGCGCGCUGGCCCAGGAGCGGCAGGAGCGGGAAGCCAUGAUCACGCAGCUCACUGCCAUGUCCCGCCAGGCGAUUUCCGAUCACCGCCGUCGAGCCGUGAGCAGCAAAGUCAAGGGGGUGAUCUCGUCCAUGGGCAAGGGAACGCUGCAAACCAAGCUGGACGCGACCACACAACGGCUGUUGGACAUGGAGAAUGCCAUGAAACAAGUGCAAAUGGAAGCGUUGGCGUGGAAGAAGGAGGCGCUCCAUCGACAAGCCAUGCUCACCGAAGCCACGAGCGUCCACGCGACGUCGACGUCUUCUUCAUCGGCGGGGUCAACAUCCGCUACAUUGACCAGCACCCAAGUGCCGUUGAUUUCCAAGUUGCUGGAUCUCAAUUACGCCCACGGCGUCUCGGACCGAGUGGUGCCACCGCAUGUGGCGUUCCAUGGCGGGCGCAUCAUCGAUGGCCAUGCGCUGCAGCUGCAUGUGGUGCACAGCGCCGAUCCGUUUGCAUUUCACGUGGUCGCGUACGAAAGCGCGUCGGCCCAAGAGGACAUCGUGUCGUUCUUCGUCGAUGACCUGCAGCGCCUGCUGCCACGUCAUGGCUCGUUCAACACGACGACGCCCAUGACGCCUUGUCAAAUGACCGAUCUUGUCAACGUCCUGUGCGAUCACUUGGCCGUGGGGUUUAAGAACGGCACGUUUGUCUUGGUGGAGCGGUCGCCUUCUUCUGGACGGAAUGUGGAAGAGCAUGGGGCGAGUGGGGGGGGUAGCGCCCCAAUGGAACAAGGGGAAAAAGUAUGUUUGUAUAGGGGCAAUGCCACCAUCAGUGGGAAUUACGUGAGCGUCGUGGUGAACGAACUGUACCAACUCGGGUUUGUCGGCGCGUGGUCCCUUGAGGUUCUGGCGCUGUCCGUCGUGGACGAAGUCGAGUGGUCGGCUUGCUUUAGUGUCGAUGAGGUCUCGACGCUGUGUCCGCACUUUUACGCGUACACGCCCCAUGAAGCCAAGGGACUGGCGCUGGCGCAUCUAGUCGACGCCAAUCAAGUGCUGCUGCAGCCCCUCCUUCGCACUUUGGAAAUCGACGUGCACAACCGACUCGUGUCCUCUGCCAUCCCAAGGACCUCCGACGCCACCGCCUCUGUGUUGUCCGCCCCACCAGCCUCAUCAUUCGCAUCGCCUGUCAUCCCCUCUACCCCCCCCUCGAAGGCGUUUCGCCACCACGCCCUCACAUCCAUCCAAGGCAAGCUGUACUACCUCACGCUUCGAGAGCUCUGGGACAGCACUGCCCUCGUUCAAGCGUCGCUCUUCGACGCGUACCACGACACACUGGCGGUGCACACGUGGAGGGAGCCAGACCUGCUCGCAGUCAUGCACUGCGCGGCGGUGCUGGGGAUGCCGUCCCAGCUGUCGUUCCAACAAGGCAUCGAGCUCGCGGCCCGGCCGACUCUGGCGCACCUGGUCACUGCGUCCCUCAACAUGACAAUCCAGAACCAAGUAGAACUGAGAUUUGACCUCAUGGCGAGGUCUCUCGGCCCAUCGGCGCACUUGUGCCGCACGUCCAUUUCAAUGCCAGACAACUCGGCCGAGGUGGACGUGGUCGGUCCCGUGAAAGAAGCCGACGUGCACCGGACGCUGACCCAGAUCACGUAUCCCCAGGCUGCCAGGGGUCAGCGGUUACGAGCCGGCACGUUUGCCCUCGUCAAGGUCUACUGCCCCCCCGCCGCCAAGGCGUAUGUGGUCAAGUUGAUGCGUCUGGAAGCAGCAGCCAGCACCGACAUACUAGUCGUGUACCACCGCCUCCCGCUCGAGUUUGUCUUGGCCUUGCUGUAAACUUAACUUAUCAAACUACGAAUAAUACACUCAUGAUAUCACA